AUGACGGUCUCAACCUGUCCUGCUCCGACUCGAGACAGACGGGGCGGCAGGAAGGGCGGCGGAGACCUCCUACUUGGGCUUCGCACGCUUCGGAUGGUCUUGGAGGGCUUGCUUGGCGAGCGAGACUUCAUCUGCGGGGGCAGACUCGCAUCUCUCCUCGACCACCUCUUCUACCUCGCCUAUCUCGCCUACCUUGCCCUUCUCAUCCGCUUCCCAUUAACGGGAAUCGUAUUUGGGGAAACAUACGCACGCAGGACAUCCUGA
Molecule: messenger RNA, 264 nt
Organism: Rhodotorula toruloides NP11
Lineage: Eukaryota; Fungi; Basidiomycota; Microbotryomycetes; Sporidiobolales; Sporidiobolaceae
Exons: 4
Coding region: 1-264 (87 amino acids)
Source: RefSeq, a predicted model, not a curated record